Molecule: messenger RNA, 3010 nt
Organism: Ixodes scapularis (black-legged tick)
Lineage: Eukaryota; Metazoa; Arthropoda; Arachnida; Ixodida; Ixodidae
Exons: 5
Coding region: 286-732 (148 amino acids)
Source: RefSeq, a predicted model, not a curated record
CUGCGCGCCCUGUUGCAGCCCGUAGCACACGCGGAUCGGCGGCGAGAAGCGAGCAGCGUCAAGCGUAGGGGCACGCGCUCUUCGAGUCACCGGUCGCCGAUACUCGCGCUCGGGCUUCGUUCGCUCUUCUCACUCCGGAUCCCGAGUUGCGUGGGCGAGAAGGGAGCACAGCAGUCCGGGCAACUGGUCUCCCGGCGGUGGGCAUCCUCCACGUCGCCCUCGAGCAUUCAGAGGAUUCCGAGUUGCGGCGCUCGAGGAAACGCCUCCUCUGCACGGCCUUUCGGGAUGGGCUUCCCCGCCAUGACCGUGCUCCUCAUCUCGGUGCUCGUCGUGGUCGCCGAACCCAGGAGAGAAAUCAAGUACAAGGUCAAGAAGCAAGACUUCUUGCAGAGGUACCAAGAUGAGAACAAGAAUCGCACAGAGGAAAACGCAUUUGAGAUCUGCCACAAGGUGGCACUACACCGCUGUGGCCAGAACUUCAUGCGGGCGUUCAACCUCGUCGAAUACCUGUCUGGAGCGGAUUACUACAAUACUCAGUGCACGCUGAGAAAAGCUUUCUUCGCAUGCGUUGACAAGCUGCGACAGAAGCCCUGCCGCAAGCGACGCACCUCCGCUCUGGACGACAAGCGAUUUCGCAAAAAGCUGGCGGACGCCCUCUGGGAGACCAGGGUUUGUGUCCUCGGCAUCAAGGACAUUGACGAGCUGCCUCCCAAGAGGAAAGGACUCAAGUGACCGAAGAACGCGGAUCUUGGGCACAUCCAGUACAUGACCACACAACGCGGUCGGGCACCGGGACCUCUUCCAGGGUUCAUGUCCGUCUAAUGCGAAUUUGCUUUGAUGAGGCAGCCUGUGUAGGCAUUAAGUUCCUUUCCUACGGCUUUACACGACACGUCUAGAAGAACGUUACGUAUGAUACACAAACUUCCUGAACCUGACACGUUUGUUUCCGAUCUGAUUUUCGCGCACACGCGAAAGUAAAAAAGUGAAAAUCUUUUCUAGCGAUGUAGUCAGGUUAUGGGAUUCGUGUGAAUGGAGAAGGAUGUGACAUCGUAUCGAAUCGGGCGAUGCUAAGAUGUGCCAACAUGCAUUCGUUCAUAGCUGCUGCAAAUUUAAAGGGGUCUAUGACAUUUCGCGGUAGGAAUAUUAGGACACCCAAAUAUCCGGAUCACAUUUAAAGACCUGUGCGGCAGGUGCCACAGAUAUCACAGGUCUGAGAACAGUAGCGAAAGGUGUAAGAAAAUGGACGACUUUCGGCUCAAAGCAAAUCCUGUCAAAACAUUCUAGAAUGUGGAGGACAAAUUCUCAGGGAGCACGCUUACUUUCGGAGACUUCUGCGCUUGCUGUGGUGAUGCUAAUGAGCAUACCUAAUGAGUGCGUGUGGCCGGGGUGUUUAGAAAAUAUAGUAUUAGGAUAGGUGUUUUUUUUUGUUGUUAUUAUUCGCAUUAUCAUGCAAUACUCCUAUUCUUCGUUGAUGUUUCUGUAUCUGUAACAUACUGAUCACCGAAAGGUAAGAAAGUACAUUAAAUGUCCUUUUUGUUUCUCAGCUAAAGGCCACGGUCGGUUAUUUUUCGAACAAAAAUAAUACAAGAUAGUAUGGCUACUAUUACGGUCAGUUUCAAAAUAGAGUGAAAAACAGCGAUGGCAUUCUACAUGCUACUUCUAAAACGAAGUUCCUCAACUGACAGGACAUUAGACUGGUCGCAAACUCGUGAUAUGUGAUGCUGCACGCAGAAAUCUUGAUAUGAGUAAUUGAUCUUUUAUAAAAAAAUAAGUUGAUUCCUAACUUACACUCAAAUUCAAGUUUCAGAGCAAAGUGCUACUUUGACCAUUUACGGCAUUCAGCUGAACAGGAAAAUACUCUUCAUACAUAUAUUUCUAAAGAAGAAUACAAUUCCACAUACUCCACAAUGUUCGUGUUAUACUCAUUCGUAACAAAUUUCUAGUUAUGAACUUUUAAUGAAAAGUUAUUAAAAUUACAAACAAGAGGUUUGCUUUUAUGGUUAUGACCGCAAAGUCGCUCAGAAGAGAUUGACGAUUUUUUAGUUCAACACCUAAGUUUGGCGUGGAGUGAAAGCCAGGAUAACAUUAUUGCCUCAGUCAUUGUGCUUAAUAUUUUCAAUAUCGUGACUUUACUGCUUCAUUUGGGUUGUGAAGAGUUAUCUGGGUGUUCAGUCACGUGACCAAUGUUCUUGUAGUUUGUAAUCAGCGCGUAAAAUUACGCUCACUGUCCUCGUGCUCGUCGAGUUUCUUCUGGAUGUUCUAGAGUACGUAGCAACUCGGGUAAUAUAUUGUUUUCGUUGUUUGGAAGAACACUUCUGAAAAUUCUCAGCUCGAUUGUUUUUUGUUAAAAAAAAGAAGAAACAAACAAAGCGAUAUUAUUCCUGGGUGUAAAACGUUCUCAAUAUGUUGUAAACACUCCCAAUCUAAGGCGCACAUGAAUUUGCACUAUGUUGGAUUAAGUUUUUUUUAUUGAAUCCAGAUUUAGGACUUAAAGUUCAGUCUACUGAUUAUGCGCAUUUAAUAAGUAGCAUUUGUGCAUUGCCUCGAACUGCACAUUAUGCCAAAUACUUGUGCCAGACAAACAAAAGACAGGUGUUUCUGUGAUAAGUAAUGCAUUUCGAAGUUCUCGUGUUGUCAUCUUGAAAAAGUACCGCCACUUAAAAGUUCUACCACUACAUAUUUAAGCUGCGUAAUUUCUUCCUUAGGCUUUUUUUUUUCAACUUUCCAACCACUCACAGAAUGCUUGUUUGAAACGUACCUGAUUAUAUAUUGAGUCUUGAACUUAUUAUUUAUAAGAACGGUUUUAAUACCUACGUUUGAAUAUAUUUUUUACCAAUAUGUACAUAAUGAGCCUUCUUUUUGAGUAUUCUUUUUGGUGUGUCCUGCAAGGGCAGCGUCGUCGGGUACCAGUCAAUUUUACUCCACCAAGACCUCAACGUUGGUAUUCCGAAUGUGCUUUCUUUAAGCGCAUGCUCUAAAUGUUGGUGUAAUAAAGUGUCAUGAAAACAAA